Molecule: messenger RNA, 3528 nt
Organism: Lepus europaeus (European hare)
Lineage: Eukaryota; Metazoa; Chordata; Mammalia; Lagomorpha; Leporidae
Product: phospholipid-transporting ATPase FetA-like
Exons: 28
Biological process (GO): phospholipid translocation; Golgi organization
Cellular component (GO): plasma membrane
Molecular function (GO): ATPase-coupled intramembrane lipid carrier activity; ATP binding; magnesium ion binding
Source: RefSeq, a predicted model, not a curated record
UCGAAAUCAUCAAAAGAAAUUCCAUGGAAUGAUAGCUGGUCCUGCUCUGCAAUGUCUGUGUCUGAAAUCCCACAUGACAGCAGACAAAAUGGAGGAGAAGAGAGACACCUGCAAGCCAACCAAGAAGUCAGUGUGGUUUUUGAGUAUCCGAAUAAUACCAUCAAGACCUCAAAAUAUAAUGCUUUUAACUUCCUGCCCCUGAACCUAUUUGAACAGUUCCAGAGACUUGCAAAUGCAUAUUUCCUCAUUUUGCUAUUCCUACAGCUGAUUCCCCAGAUCUCUUCCUUGCCAUGGUACACAACUGUGAUACCCCUCGUGGUGGUGCUGUCCAUAACAGGCGUGAAAGAUGCCAUCGACGACAUGAAAAGGCACCAAAGUGAUAAUCAAGUCAACAACCGCUCUGUCCUAAGGCUGGUGAAAGGCAGGAUGGAGGAAGACAAAUGGAUGAAUGUCCAAGUGGGAGAUAUAAUCAAACUAGAAAAUGAUCAGCCUGUUACGGCAGAUAUGCUGUUACUCUCUAGCAGUGAGCCAUACGGCCUGGCGUACGUAGAAACAGCAGACCUGGAUGGGGAAACCAACCUGAAAGUGAAGCAGGCCAUCACAUGCACCAGUGACAUGAAAGAUAACCUGGACUUGCUGUCUGCCUUUGAUGGAGAAGUGAGGUGCGAGCCUCCCAAUAACAAGCUGCACAGAUUCACAGGAGUACUGACCUAUAAGGGGAAGGACUACUUCCUGGACCAUGACAAGCUACUGCUCCGAGGCUGUGUCAUUAGGAAUACAGAUUGGUGCUAUGGCUUGGUGAUUUAUACAGGGCCUGACACCAAAUUAAUGCAGAACAGUGGAAAGUACACCUUUAAGCAGACACACGUAGACCGGCUCAUGAAUAUCCUUGUGCUCUGGAUUUUCCUGUUUUUAGUCGCCAUGUGUCUUAUGCUAGCAGUUGGGCAUGGCGUUUGGGAGAACAAGAUUGGCUACUACUUCCAGAUUUUUCUGCCAUGGGAAAAUUAUGUCUCUUCAUCAUUUGUCUCUUCUCUCUUCAUUUUCUGGUCCUACUUCAUUGUUCUCAACACCAUGGUGCCCAUUUCCCUCUACGUGAGUGUUGAACUAAUAAGACUGGGCAACAGUUACUAUAUCAACUGGGAUCAGAAGAUGUUUUAUGCACCAAAGAGCACUCCAGCCCAGGCUCGCACCACUACCCUUAAUGAGGAACUUGGACAGGUUAAAUAUGUUUUCUCCGACAAAACAGGGACCUUGACUCAGAACAUCAUGCUUUUCCACAAGUGUUCUAUUAAUGGGACUCUCUAUGAAAACCAAGAUGUACAUUAAUCUCUGAAAGACAAGAUCGACUUUGCCUACAACAAACUGGCUGAUCCUAAGUUCUCAUUUUAUGACAAGACUUUGGUGGAAGCGGUGACAAAGGGAGAUCACUGGGUACACUUGUUUUUCCUGUCGCUCUCAUUGUGUCAUACGGUGAUGUCAGAGGAGAAAGUAGAAGGUGAGCUUGUGUACCAGGCUCAGUCCCCCGACGAAGGCGCCCUGGUCACUGCUGCCAGGAACUUUGGCUUUGUGUUCCGUUCCCGCACCUCUGAGACUAUCACGGUGGUGGAAAUGGGGGAAACAAGAGUCUACCAGCUGCUGGCGAUUUUGGACUUCAACAAUGUGCGCAAGAGGAUGUCUGUUAUUGUGCGGACGCCUGAAAAUCGGGUAAUGUUGUUCUGCAAGGGUGCAGACACCAUCAUCUGUGAGCUGCUUCAUCCAACCUGUGUUCCCCUCUGUGAUAUGACCCUGGAACACUUAGAUGAUUUUGCCAGUGAAGGGCUGCGCACACUAAUAGUGGCCUACCGCGAACUGGACAACAAGUUCUUCCGGACCUGGGCCAUGAAGCACAGUGAAGCCUGUCUGUCUUUGGAUAAUCGGGAAAAAAAAUUAUCAGUUGUCUAUGAAGAGGUUGAAAAGGACUUGAUGCUGUUAGGGGCCACAGCCAUCGAGGACAAGCUGCAAGAUGGAGUUCCUGAGACAGUCAUGACCCUGAGCAAAGCCAAAAUUAAAAUAUGGGUUUUAACUGGAGAUAAGCAAGAAACUGCGGUAAACAUUGCCUACUCCUGUAACAUAUUCGAGGACGAAAUGGACGAGGUGUUCACCGUGAAAGGCAAGGACAGUGAGACCGUUCGUCAAGAACUCAGGAAAGCAAGGAGCAAGAUGAAACCCGAUUCUCUCCUGGACUCGGACCCAGUGAACAUCUUCCUCGCCAAGAAGCACAAGGCACUCUUCACAGUGCCUGAAGAGGUGCCCAAUGGCAACUACGGUUUGGUCAUCAAUGGCUACAGUCUGGCCCACGCUCUAGAAGGGGACGUGGAGUUGGAACUGCUGCGAGUGGCAUGCAUGUGCAGAGGGGUGAUCUGCUGCCGGAUGACACCCCUUCAGAAGGCCCAGGUGGUAGAGCUGGUGAAGAGGUACAAGAAGGUGGUGACACUGGCCAUCGGGGAUGGGGCCAAUGACGUCAGCAUGAUCAAAGCUGCCCACAUCGGCGUCGGCAUCAGCGGCCAGGAGGGGAUGCAGGCCAUGCUCAACAGCGACUUCGCCUUCUCCCAGUUCUACUACCUCCAGCGUCUCAUCUUGGUGCAUGGCCGCUGGUCCUACAAUCGCAUGUGCAAGUUUCUCAGCUACUUCUUUUACAAGAACUUUGCCUUCACCCUGGUACACUUCUGGUACGCCUUCUUCAACGGGUUCUCUGCACAGACAGUUUAUGACAACUGGUUCAUCACCUGCUACAAUCUGAUCUACACGUCCCUCCCCGUCCUGGGCAUGAGUCUGUUUGACCAGGAUGUGAAUGAUACGUGGAGCCUACGUUUCCCAGAGUUGUAUGAGCCAGGCCAGCUCAACCUCUAUUUCAACAAGAAAGAAUUUAUGAAGUGUUUGAUACAUGGGAUCUACAGUUCCCUCGUGCUGUUCUUCAUCCCCAUGGGCGCCGUUUACAACUCUGAGCGCAAUGAUGGGAAGGAAAUCUCCGACUACCAGUCCUUCUCCUUGAUAGUGCAGACCUCCUUGAUCUGGGUGGUCACAACACAGAUUGCCCUGAAGAUAACCUACUGGACAGUGAUAAGCCACUUCUUCAUCUGGGGUAGCCUGGGCAUCUACUUUUGCAUCUUAUUCCUCCUGUACAGUGACGGAUUGUGCCAGAUGUUCCCCAGCGUCUUCCAAUUCCCAGGUGUGGCCAGGAACACUUUGAACCAGCCACAGCUGUGGCUGAGCAUUUUCCUCAUCGUGGUGCUCUGCGUGCUGCCUGUGAUUGGGUACCAAUUUCUCAAACCUCUGUUCUGGCCCGUCAGCGUGGACAAGAUUCUUAAGAGGAUUCAUUAUUGCAUGAAACAUCCACUGCCACCUCCAAUCCGGCCCAGACGGAGACGCCCAGGCCUUCGACGUUCUGCCUAUGCGUUUUCCCACCAGCAUGGCUUUGGGGCCCUCAUUACUUCUGGCAAGACGGUGAAGUCCAAGGCACUCAAAAACAGCUUUCCUGCCAAAAAGUAG